AUGGCUAACUUCGAGAACUAUCCCGCCUACCAGCCGCACAUGGCGUUCAAUAUGCUAGAUGACCACUGGGAGCUUCAUGACCCCUUUAUCUAUCUUACCUCCAAUCAGAAUGCUUUCACAGAGGCAGACUGUGCCGGACAAACCGGUUUGAUUGGUUCUGCUCUGUGGCAAGGCAUCGACAUUGGGAAUGGCGAUUUUGAGCCAGGGGUAUGUCAUGAGCCCUACAGAGAUUCUUUAACGACAGAGGUCUACGGCGAUGCGUGCGACUCUACACUGGAGAAGCUCAGCCAACCUGACGGACCUACAUCACCCUCGACUUCAACCCGGACCCACACUGCCGAGGGGACUGAGACUGUUUCAGAAGAGCUAGUACUCUCGAUGAAGCGGUUCACUACCACCAUUAACGAGUGUGGCGUACUUAUGCAAACGCUAGGCAACAGCAUCGAAGACCUGAACAGCCGCCUCGACGGUAUGGAAGGUCGUCUUGACAGUAUAGAGCAUCGCCUUGAGGUUGUGGAUCAGGGAAUGGACAGCUUAAACUCCAGGUUCAAGACUAUCAAUGGGUACCUACUCGAAGUCAUAAAGCGCGAGCAAAUGGCAAUGAGAGAACUCGGUGACUUAGCAAGUCGCUAUCAUGAGAAGGACAUGGAUCCGUGA
Messenger RNA from Penicillium daleae, 657 nucleotides. RefSeq lists its product as uncharacterized. The coding region runs from base 1 to 657 and encodes 218 amino acids. The record is from RefSeq and is a predicted model, not a curated record. The transcript has 2 exons. Lineage: Eukaryota; Fungi; Ascomycota; Eurotiomycetes; Eurotiales; Aspergillaceae.